AUGUAUUUCGACGUGCUAUCUACGCCAAUGCAAUGUUUUGUUUUGCUUUCAGGUCGUCCGAUGGUCUUUCCGACGAACAAAAGUAUAACCGCAGUUUACGGACAGCCCCUAACGCUCACGAUAGAAUUCUGUGCCAAUCCGGCGUACAACAAGGUCUUCUGGAUUGCGAGAGAUAAAGUUGUCCGGCCCGGAAAUUCGGAAGAUGGGAUAAUUGCGUAUGACAUCACCAACUCAACGACGAAUUGCCACCAGGCAGUCCUAUUUCUAACCAAAGUGACAAACUCAGACAUCGGGGAGUAUUCCUUCCUGGUACGUUCACCGAACGGCAUAAGCGAGGGGGCCUUCAUGGUAAACAUGACCUACGCAAGCGGCUAUAUCGUCCAAACCGCUUCUGGAUGUAACUCGGCAACACUCAAUGUAGAUGUGGUUCACUUACUAUUACUAAUAUUCACUUGUUGUUACUGAUUGAUUGUUUAGCUCAUUGUAGUUUAUGAUAAAACAACGUCAUCACAAUAUUGAUAUAUUUAAAUGUAUAGUUUUUUAUUGUUUGCAAAAAAAAUGUAAAAAAAAUUGUUAAUAGACAGCGCUUCGGUGUAUAAAAUGAGUGUAAAAUAUUAUAAUAAACAAUAC
Messenger RNA from Photinus pyralis (common eastern firefly), 630 nucleotides. RefSeq lists its product as uncharacterized. The transcript is spliced from 2 exons. The record is from RefSeq and is a predicted model, not a curated record. NCBI's taxonomy places the organism in Eukaryota, Metazoa, Arthropoda, Insecta, Coleoptera, Lampyridae. The coding region runs from base 1 to 465 and encodes 154 amino acids.